CCCCCGCGCGUGGGAGCUUGCGACGACGCGGACUGCGCAUGGGCGAGGCUCCGCGGGGCGCGUGCUUCUGGCGGAGGGUGACCCACAGGGGAACCGGGCCGGUUCGGCACGCGGGACUGGGCCGCGUGAGGCCGGGUCCCUGGGGCCUGGGGCCCCCGACCCCUACGCUUGGGAGUUCCCGUGGGUCCUCACAGCGGCCCGGGGACCCGAGCCUAGGGAGGCCCGGGGGCGUCGGAGGAAACCGGGGCCCUGACGGACAGGAACGGCAAAGAUGGACCUCAGGAGACUCGCCCAGCUCUUCCGUGGCCCCCGCGCCCUGGGGCUGUCCCUUCUGCAGCCCCUCGGCCCUAUCAGAGGCGGGGGGCAGUCGGUGUGGCUGAGGACUGCGCGGCUCACUCGCCUGGAGUUAGCCACUUCCUACAGCUCCCUCUCUCAGCUGCCCCUGGACCAGGGGAGGCAGAGGAGCUCGGGCAGCGCCCGCUCCGGCCUGAGCCAGCCCAGCCCCACGGGCGCUCGGGAGGAAGAGGAGGAGGAGCCCUUCGGGACCCUCUCCGACAGCUUCUCCUCCAGAAGGAUGUUCCGCAAAUCUACAGCCCAGCUGUAUAACCUCCGGCUCCGGGAACAGAGUGUUGAGGAAGAUGAGGAUCUGGAGCCCCAAUCCUGGCAGGGCCGGAGGAACACUCCACGGUGGUACUUCUUCCGGUGCAAACGCCUGAUCAGGGAAGGCAAGCUGGCAGAGGCCCUGGACCUGUUUGAGAGGCAGAUGCUGAGGGAGGAACGACUCCAGCCCCUGGAGUGCAACUACACGGUGCUGAUCGGCGGCUGCGGCCGGGCCGGCUACCUGAAGAAAGCCUUCCGGCUCUACAACGACAUGAAGAAGCGCGACCUGGAGCCCUCGGAUGCCACGUACACGGCCUUGUUCAACGUCUGUGCCGAGUCCCCCUGGAAGGACUCCGCCCUGCAGAGCGCCCUGAAACUCCGGCAGCAGCUCCAGGCCAGGAACUUCCAGCUCAACCUGAAAACGUACCACGCCCUGCUGAAGGUGGCUGCCAAGUGCGCAGACCUCAGGAUGUGCCUGGAUGUGUUCAAGGAAAUCAUCCACAAGGGGCACACGGUCACAGAGGAGACCUUCAGUUUCCUGCUCAUGGGCUGCAUCCAGGACAAGAAGACGGGCUUCCGGUACGCUUUGCAGGUGUGGAGGCAGAUGCUGAGCCUGGGACUCAAGCCGAACCGGCACGGCUAUAACCUGCUGUUGGGGGCAGCCCGGGACUGCGGCCUGGGGGACCCAGAGGUGGCCUCUGAGCUGCUUCUAAGGCCCAGGGAGAAAGUCCUGCUGCAGCCCCCAGCAGGCGGCCGGCAGGCAAGGAAGGGAGCCAAGGCUGGGGCUGGUGACAACACGUUGGCCAAGCUGCAAGUCGAAGCCCUGGAGAGGCAGCUGUUUCUGGAAGCUCCUCGGGCACCUGGAGGACCAGCAGAGUCUCAGGAGGCCAGAGUGCCCAGUGAGGCCCAGCCUGAGGUGGACACCAGGGCAGAGCCCAACCACACGGUGCCCCUCAGCCCACUGGCACCACGGCUGCCUCCCUUGGAGCUGCAGGUCAACCUGCUGACCCCUGAGGACAUCCCUCCCACUGUGGUCUCCUUUGGGACGGUGACCACCCCAGGUCACAGGCUGGCCUUGAUGGGGGGCCUGGAGGGCUUCCUGGGUAAGAUGGUGGAGCAUGGGCUGCAGCCCGACAUCAAGACCCUCACCAUGCUGGCCGAGGUGGCAGAGCCUGGGAGCCCUGCGGACUCCACGCUGCUGACCGUCCUGGACAGAUACCACGUGGAGCCCGACGUGACAUUCUUCAACACACUGAUGAGGAAGAAAAGCAAGCUGGGAGACCUGGAAGGGGCAAAGGCGCUGUUGCCAGUCCUAGCAAAGAGGGGACUCAUCCCCAACUUACAGACAUUCUGCAACCUGGCCAUCGGGUGCCACCGGCCCAAGGACGGUCUGCAGCUGCUUGCAGACAUGAAGAAGUGCCAGCUGACUCCCAACACCCACAUCUACAGCAGCCUCAUCAACGCGGCCCUCAAGAAGCUGGACUACAGCUACCUCAUCAGCAUCCUGAAGGACAUGCGGCAGAGCGCAGUGCCCGUGAACGAGGUGGUCAUCCGCCAGCUGGAGUUUGCAGCCCAGUAUCCUCCCUCCUUCGACCGGUACAAGGGGAAGAACACCUACCUGGAGAAGAUCGACGGCUUCCGGGCCUACUACAAGCAGUGGCUAAAAGGGAUGCCGGCAGAGGAAACCCCCCACCCUUGGCAGCAGUUUGCGAUCAAACCCAAGGGGCACCAAGACGAAGCCACAGAGGCUGACGCGGACCACGGCGCUGGGGCCAGUGAGGAGGGAGUGCCCAGGAGUCCCCUCCCUCCUGAAGACAAGUGAGCAGGGGCUGGCUGUGGCCUCCCACAUGCAGGAAAGGCUGCAGCACGUUCAGGCGCUGGUAGGAAGACGCGUGCUGGGCCCAGCUGUCCGGCUCACAGUGGGUCCAAGGGCAGCUCAGCCACCGUCCCUCGUCACCUCGGGCCACUCGCUGUGGCACAUGAGCAAAGUGCACUUGCUCGGGCUCCCACAAGGGGGAGCCAGGACCAAGUCCUAGGGGAGUCUGGGCUGUAGUGCCUGGCCCUCCCACUGGGCCCUAUGACUGCUGGUCUAAAACAGUGCACACAGGGCCCAAGAGGUUAAAAGGUUUAUUUUUACAAAUCACAGCUGAUGACCCCGAAGCCCUUGCCAGUAGAGGCCGCGCUCCCACUGGGGCCUGGCGCUCUGUGCUCUGCAGGAGCAGCUCCCAGCAAGCGGGCGGCAUAAGAGGAAGGAACCGCAGAGUCCGGAGUCCAAGGGCCUCAGCCGGAACAGCCCCGGCAGCCACAGUGCGUGCACUCGAUGAUGCGACCCUGCAACAGAGGACGGCCGAGGCUGAGACGCUGCGCUGCCACCCACAACCCCUGCACACACACACGCACACACAGCCACCCUCUGGGCAGCUCCCUGCAGGACACAGCUCAGAAACCUCCCGACAGCCCUGGAUGGGGAAAAGCUGAUUCCCACACAAACACUCAGGUGCUGCUGUUGGCACGGAAGUUACAUGGAUGGGGUAUAUGCAUUUAUGCAAAUUGAAUAUAUGCAGUUGUGGAGAAGAGAAAAACUGGAGUCUUCUCAUUGCUAAAUCAGUGUGGCACAGCCCGCAGUGAGUGGAUACAGGCCUGUGGCUGCUUUGGGGCACACUGCCAGGGACCUCAGGCCGCCUUUGAGCUGGGAAACUUGCUGGGGGGGGGGUGGGGGUGGCAAAGGACAACACUUGUCCUCCAGGAUGGGUUGGCCUGAUGUCUGGCCCAGGACAUGCCCAGCAGACAGAAGGCUCACGAGCAGUGGUUUCUGUUUACUUUUUCAAACUUCUGGAGGCGCAAGACUGUCAUCUAAGCAGACAAAAUCCUCUGGGGAAAUCUAGCUCGACUCAAAGCAGCCUCUGUCAGAGGGGCCAGUGUUGUGUGGCCCAUCGGGUUAAGCUGCCACCUGCAAUACCAACAUUCCAUGUGAGUGCUGAUUCCAAACCCAGCUGCUCCACUUUUGAUUCAGUUCCCUGCUAAUGUGCCUGGGAGGCGGCAAUGAUGGUUCAAGUGCUUGGAGCCCUGUCACUCACACGGGAGACCUGGAUGGAGUUUUAGGCUCCCGGCUUCACUGGCCUAGCCCUGGCUGUUGGGCCAUUUGGGGAGUGAGCCAGUGGAAGAUCUCGCUCUCUAACUCUGCCUUUCGAAUAAAAUCAAUCUUAAAGAAUCAAUAAGGUAGCCAAGGUUAGGGCCCUAGGCUGAGGCAGCUCCUGACGUCUCAUGGGGCCUUCUGUUGCUCUGCUACCAUCAGCAAACAGCUGGCUCAGCACCUUUUGGUGGGGAGGGGCCUCAGCCUGCCCCCGACUGCUCGGCAGCCUGUCCUUGAGCUUCCACACAGGCAGGACAUGCAGCUACGUGCGGAGGUCAAGCCCGAAGUGCUCACGGCAGCGGACAGGGCUCAUGUGAUGAGGCAGCUGCGUGAGGCUGGGAAAGAAGACCACACCAGGAGAUGGGUGGUCCGGCCUGACUCCAUGGACCAUCCUGUCUGCCCAGGGACGGCACAAACAGCCCCUCGGGGGCAUGGCCAGGAAUCCUCCCCCUUAGCCUAGUGCCUGCCCUAAUUCUGGUCACCCGAUGUAGCCCUCCCCCCACCUGGAGGAUGGUAUCGCCACCACCAUUUCCAAGUAUGGAAAGGUGGAGUUCAUUGUGGCUUCCAGACCCACCACACACAACCACUGCCGAACUCCACCUUGCACAGUUCCCUCGACAGACGGGGACAGCCAGGGGACACCUAGUGACAAGACUACAUUCCAGCCCAACCAUACAACAUACAGUGCCUUAGGGUCAACUACACAGGACCUUGAACUGAAAACAGCACCAAACUCAGUCGUCAAGACAUUACCACUUCCAGCUUGCUUUUGGGAACCCGGCAAAUGCAGUUUGUCCCAAAAUUGGUGUCCCGUGUCUGAAUGCACCGCAGGCAGCACAAAUUCUCGUAACCUUGCUUCUUCCACUUCGCAAUCAGGUUUUUGUCCGCGUAGCCUUCUUUAAUACAAUAUUCGUAGAGUUCUGUCAAAAGACGGGGAAGCGUCAUCAGACCACGUUGUAACAGCCUUCGUCCCUCCCCGUGUCAGCAGUGAGAAAAACUGGUGCUUGCUGCAUUGGCAAGGAUCACCACCAUUUCCCUCAGGAACCACAGAGGCUGCCCGAGCUCGAAAUGCCAAGGGAGGGUCUGCCGUCACCUCUGCUUAUGGCUUUCCGCUUGUAAAAGAGGUCGAAGAUGUAGCGCGUCUUCUGGUGGUGGAUCCUGAAGAUGGGCCACAGAGACUCCACCUUCCGCUUCCCUUCGUGAGGCUCUGUUUCCGCUGCGGGGAGAGAGUCGGGUGUGAGGGGCUGGGCAAGCAGGACGGGGUGGGCUUUACAUGCAUGUAGAUCAAGACCCACGACCAGUGCCGCUGUCUGCCCAGCACGGCUGCCACCAAAGUGAGGGUCAGUCCCAGGUGCUGGCAGAUGGGGAUGCUGGGUGGUGCAGCCGCCGUGGUAGUGGUGCAGUCAGAGGCUCCACCUAGGUCACCACGUGACCCAGCACCAGCUUCAUUCCUGCCUGAGUCCACACAUGAAAACACGCUUCACACGCAAACCUGUACGCGAGGCUCCUACAAGCCAAGGAGACACAGCCCAAAUGACCGAACAAAUGACCGAACCCCACGACGGACUGCGAUUCAGUCACAAAGGGGAGUGAAGGUCUGAGACGGCACAGAGCUGGCCCUCGAAAUGUAAGACUACUGCACUGGGGAGCGCACGACUAGAUGCACUCCAUGGCCAGCAGAUACUUCCGAAGGGUGAAUUUUAUAGUAGUUGAUUUAUAGCUCAAUAAAGAUAUAUUAAAAAAAAAA
Oryctolagus cuniculus (rabbit) is the source of this 5480-nucleotide messenger RNA. It is a transcript of the gene PTCD1, whose product is annotated as pentatricopeptide repeat domain 1. The record is from RefSeq and is a predicted model, not a curated record. Gene Ontology annotation, biological process: tRNA 3'-end processing. Gene Ontology annotation, molecular function: tRNA binding; protein binding. Lineage: Eukaryota; Metazoa; Chordata; Mammalia; Lagomorpha; Leporidae. Gene Ontology annotation, cellular component: mitochondrial matrix.